Molecule: messenger RNA, 1976 nt
Organism: Phytophthora sojae
Lineage: Eukaryota; Oomycota; Peronosporomycetes; Peronosporales; Peronosporaceae
Exons: 1
Coding region: 5-1825 (606 amino acids)
Cellular component (GO): cytoplasm
Molecular function (GO): RNA binding; 3'-5'-RNA exonuclease activity
Source: RefSeq, a predicted model, not a curated record
GCGGAUGCUGCGUGCUCAGUCGUCGCUCCGCCGCUCGCUGCUCGUCGUCGCUCGCCCCCGCCGCUUCAGUAGCAGCGCCGCCUCCCUCGCCGCCGACGCAGACUCCAAGCCCACGGACGAGAUGAACGUGACGCGCCACAACUUCGCCAAGUGCCUGGCCGACCUGCAGAAGGACCUGGCGCUGCCCACGUGCCGCUUCGUGGCCAUCGACACGGAGUUCACGGGCCUGUCGCCCAACGAGUUCGAGCGCGAGCAGUACCUGGACACGCUCGAGGAGCGCUACCGCAAGGUGAAGCGCGCGGGCGAGAGCUUCCUCGUCACGCAGUUCGGGCUCUCGACGGUGCACUUGGACCAGAAGGACCAGUUCCAGAUCAAGACCUGGAACUUCUACGUGUUCCCGCGGCCCUACGGCUCGCUGGACGAGCGCUUCCUGUGCCAGGCCUCGAGUCUGCAGUUCCUGUCGGAGCACGGCUUCGACUUCAACAAGUUCAUCGGCGACGGCAUCCCCUUCGUCAACUUGGCCAAGACGCCGGUCAUGAAGAAGCGCCUGCAGCGCCGCAUUGAUGGGCUUACGAAGGUGAACAAGAACCUGCAGCUCUCGGACGACGGCGUGGCCUUCCAGAAGGACGUGAACGAGCAGCUGGACCAGUGGAUCGCCGGAGGAGCCAAGAAGGGCGAGAAGCUGCUCGUGCCCACCCGGAACUCCUUCUACUCGAUGGUUGUGCACGAGACUGUGCGCUCCAAGGCGAGUUACCUGUACUCGGAGGCUGCCGAGGGCGGCGUGGAGGUGUCGUACGUGUCCAAGAAGAUCAAGGAGGAGCUCAUUGCGGCCAAGGUCAAGGACAUGAGACGCGAGAUGGACGAGGCCAUCGGCUUCUCCAAGGUCAUCGAGGCGCUGAGCGAGAGCAAGCUGCCUGUUGUCGGACACAACGCGCUGCUGGACUUUGUGUACGUGUUCCACCAGUUCUACAAGCCGCUGCCGGAGACGCUGGCGGAGUUCAAGACGCAGCUGCUGGGGCUGUUCCCCACCAUCUACGACACCAAGCACGUGACGCUGCGCUCGCCUCUCGGUGACAAGCUCAAGUCCACGGGUCUGUCGUCUCUGUUCGAGUACAUGCGCGAGAACGUCAAGCCUGAGCCCGAGAGCCUCAUCCCCAGCGACGAGCACUUUGACACGUACCGCCAAGCGCUUAAGGCUGAGGCUGACGGCAACGAGAGCCUGCUGUGCCAUGAGGCUGGUUUCGACGCCUUCAUGACGGCUGUGUGCUUCCUGGGUCUGCUGGCUCACGACGCCAAGGGAGAGCUGCCCGACCAGCAGGUGCCGAAGGAGGGCAGCUCUGCUCGUCUUAAGGUCCGUCUGGAGGAGCUGGACAGCUUGAAGAACCAGCUGAACCUCAUGAUCUCGGACGAGAGCUUCCUCGACUUGGGCAACGUCUCCCAGACCAUCGACCGCACCCGCGUGUACCGCGUGAGCAGCACGACCAAGCGACGGAUCCAGCACGUGCGCAUGGAGGACGUGUUCAAGUCGUCCAAGGUGCAGCGUAUCGUGCGUGAGAGCGACCAGGACGCGUUCGUGGUGCUCACGGAGCCCGCCGAGGAGGUGAACGACGAGACCAAGGCCGAGCUGGGCGUGAACAUCUCCACAUACGACGAACACAUGGCUGCCGAGGCCGAGAAGGCUCGUAAGGAGAAGGAGGAAGCCGACCGCAAGCUCUUCGAGAAGAUCUCGGCUGCUCGUGCUUCAACAUCAAGUGGCGAGACCGCGAGCGGUGACACCACUGCCGAGGGUCCGUCUGCCGUGUGGAAUCGCUGCACCAUUUCAUAGAGCAGCAGAAGUAGCUAGAGAGGAGGAAGUUUGUUAGUCUUGCCUGUAAGCUGCUGCGCUCGGGGGACUCCAGCGACACAGCUUAGCUAGCAGCAGCGUUGUAGCAAUAGAUCGAUCCCUUCUUGAGGUGGACGCUCUCCGUCACCGAUUC